UAUUAAUACUGGUGCCUAAUCGGCCAUAGUGGUAGUCAUGCACUACUUUACCCACAAUCCUCUCCCUUAAGUUAAGUCACAUGAGCAAAACCAACCCAAACAUCAAAUCGAAGUUUUACAUAUCUUCUCCAUAAACUGGAAGCAAUCAAGAAUUAAAUAGACGACCAUAACGGAUGAGCACAUGGAGGAAAAUUCACCCCAUCCAUGAAGAACUGUCUGCCUUCGUCCGGUGUGGGGGACUAUGAUGAACCAGAUGGGCUCCCAGGGUAGUGUGGUUAACCAGAAGAGGCGCCUGGUGUUCGGGGUGCUGAUCCUCCUUCUGGUGGAUGUGAUCUGGGUGGCCUCUUCUGAGCUGACAUCAUACAUAUUCAAACAGGAGGAGUACAACAAGCCUUUCUUCAGCACGUUUGCCAAGACGUCCAUGUUCAUCCUGUAUCUCCUGGGCUUCCUGGUUUGGAGACCAUGGAGUCAGCAGUGCAGCGGUGGCUUCCGGCGUCCGCAUCCAACACUAUUCUCAGAUGCCGAAGAAUGUCUUACUCCCUUUAUAGCCGAGAAUGGCUAUAGCAACUCCCUGAGUGAAUCCCUCUAUGUUCCAGUGAAGUUUCAGGAUUCCUCACUGGACAUCAUUAGCACCGCCAGCUCAGACUGUGAAGUUGCCCAGUCCCCUAAGAAGAGCCGCGUGCGCUUCAGCAACAUCAUGGAGAUCCGGCAGCUGCCGUCCAAUCAGGCACUUGAGGCCAAGCUCUCGCGCAUGUCCUACGCCGCAUGCAAGGACCAGGAGUCGCUGCUCAAAACCGCCGGCAAGCUGACCGUGUCGGAAGUGGCCAAAAUCAGCUUCUUUGUGUGCUUCGUAUGGUUCCUGGCCAACUUUUCUUAUCAACAAGCGCUGUCAGACACUGAAGUGGCCAUUGUGAAUAUUUUGUCAUCCACUUCUGGUCUCUUUACCCUCAUCCUGGCAGCCAUCUUUCCUAGUAGUAGCAGUGACCGCUUCACACUCUCCAAGCUCCUAGCUGUAGCGCUCAGCAUUGGAGGAGUGGCCUUGGUCAGCGUUUCAAGCAUGGAGAGUUCUGGUGGAAAAGGCACCUUUGGUACCCUCUGGUCCUUAGCAGGGGCUGCAUUAUACGCGGUCUACAUUGUCAUGAUAAAAAGGAAGGUUGAUCGAGAGGGGAAAAUGGACAUUCCCAUGUUUUUUGGUUUCCUGGGCCUGUUUAACCUCCUCUUCCUCUGGCCUGGCUUCCUGCUCCUGCACUACACCGGCUUUGAGGCCUUCGAGUUGCCCAGCAACCUGGUGUGCACCUACAUCCUCAUCAACGGCCUGAUUGGCACCGUGCUCUCAGAGUUCCUCUGGCUGUGGGGCUGCUUUCUGACGUCAUCUCUCAUAGGAACGUUAUCAUUGAGCCUCACAAUACCUCUGUCCAUCAUAGCAGACAUGUUUCUGCAGAAGGUGCAUUUCUCGUGGAUGUUCUUCGUGGGGAGCGUUCCCGUGUUCCUCUCCUUCUUCACUGCCACUCUACUGUGCCACUACAACAACUGGGACCCCGUCACCGUGGGACUCAGGCGGAUGUUUGCCUUCAUCUGCCGCAAAAAACGUUUUCGGUUACCAGAAGACAGUGAACAGACUGAAAGCCUUAUUCCUCUUCACACCCUCUCUCAAGAAGAUUGAGGCUAGAGCGCUUUUGUGUUACCAAACACUUCUCAGGUAGAACGCACUCGCCCAGUCGUCUGACGUCUAAAAAAAAAAAUGCGUCAUGAUUACAUUUCAGAAGAACGAUCUAAAAAUGAGCCCGUUUCCCCAAAAUGCUGUGGUAUUUCGCAACACUAAAUGGUUUAGUCAGACCUUAACAUGUUUUCAAAGGACCUCCGUGCGUCUCACCGUGUUCCCUUUGAAAGUGGCUCGAGUUUUAGGAAGUGUUGUCGUCAAACAUGAAGAUGCUGAAAAGAUAAGAGGGGACUAUUGAAAGAACCCACCCCUGGCUAUCUCAACAGGAGUAAACAACGCGUCUGUCCAAACAGCUUUAGUCAUCUGGUGAUUGAGCGCUCCCCCGUCCAGAGCCAUGUGGACUUCCCUCUCUCUCUCUGUUGAAUGUGUAUAUUAUGAACUUAGCUGCAGGGCCACUGACAGCUUUGGCCGGGCCCGGGACAAAGUCAUCCAAAAGGCCCCCCAUCUCAAUACAUACAGUGUAAUGAGGACCCAGUUCUACGGGCCUCGUUCUCCAUGAGCCCGGGACAACUGACCCCUUUUCCCUGCUUGGCUGUACCGUUUGGCCUGGCCAGAAGUGCACGUUGCAAGGGGAGUUAAGGAUGAGCUCCGUCCAAAGGCAUUUGUUUAUGACGAGAGUAAUCACAUUGUGGAACAUCGGACUGACCAAGUCUAAGCAAAAGCCUUUUUUCGAAUACAUUAGUCAGAUGUACGGUCCGCCAAACGGUUCCCUUCUGUCGUCUGUUUCUUCUCUCGUCCUCUCAUGUCCACAGCUGUCCACAACCGUUAUCAGAAUUGUCUGUGUGCUUUCAUGUGUCUUUUCUUUACUAGCUCCUCUUUCUCUCUUGAAAGAUCGUCUGAUGAACGCAGUGAUGUGACAAUCAUUGAUCAGCCGAAACAAAACUCUAAGCACCUUAGUGCCUAAUUGUUUUUUUAUUUUUCUAUCAUAAAAGCUUUAUUCAGUACUUUAGUCAGUCUCAUGUUUUUUUAAAUUAUAUUUUAAACAGUCUUGUGAUGAACAGUACAAUAUUGUCAUUGUGGAAUACUUUUUUGCUGACUGGAUUAAGAGUUGGUGGAGGAUAACAACAAUCUCCUCUGAGCUUAUCCUUGUUGGGUUUCCUUCACUUUUUGAAUAUAUCAAUCUCGUGUUGUCUUCACUCUGAGAGAUGAAUGUAUUGAAUUGCAUGAGGCUGAUUUCAUUUUUUUUACCACUUUCACCUAAGAGCACUAUCAACCAAUUACACUAAGAAAGCCACACUUCCCAACGUCUGCAAUGCAUCAGCUGUAGAAUGAAUGGGAUCAUUGACAGGACGUUGCCAGUGUGAGCAUCUGAUGUGAACUUAACUUGAUUUUUUUGAGCACAUAGUAUUAUAUGUUUGCUUCACUGAAAUACAAAUAGAGGGCCGUUGUGCAUUUUCACAGUUGUGAAGUGGUACUAAAUGACAGAACAAGAGGUGGCGUAAUUUCUGUAACACUUAGUUUUAUUAUGAUCACACCGUGUGUGUUAGUCUCAUUUGGCAUAAUCUCUAUCACAUCAAUACACCCCCACACACACACGCUCACACACACACACACACACACACGCUCACACACACACACACACACACGCACACACACACGCGCACACACACGCUCACACACACACACACGCACACACACGCGCACACACACGCGCACACACACACGCGCACACACACACACACACACACACACACACACACACACACACACACACACUAAAUAACCUCUGUUGUGCUGACAGGGUAAAGUUGCUGUCUACCUCUUUGAGCCCUGAAAUUAAAAAAUAAAAACUCUUGCUUUUAACGUCCUCAGAAAACACUUAAAAGUCCAGGCAUGUGUAGCUGUGCAAUGGCACCACAUAUACAGUACAAUGAUGAAGCAUGCCAAUGCUUCUAUUAGAUAGGAGCAGAAUUGGAAGCAUAAAGCGGACCAUCACCUGCAAUGAACUGGAAAUGUUCUGUGGUUAUAAGUGCACUUGAUUGUUAUUAUUGUUGUUGUUGUUGUUGUUUGUGAGUAUCUGUGGUUUGGGAGUUCAACCCAACAUGAUUACAUUGUCAAGAUUUAACAUUGGCACAUACAGAAAAUGGACCAUGAUUAUCGUUAACGAGCUGGCCUUGAUGAUCCAUUUUAGUAACAGAUACAUACUUGGUCCGACAUUUCUGAAGAAAAGCAACACAUGUUUUAGAUGACGAGUUAAAACCAGGGAGUAAUUUUCAUCAACCUUUUGACACCUUUCAUCCACCCGGCUUUGACACAAGUUCCAUACUGCUUGGCUAAGGAAGGAAACACAGGUGCAUGUUACUGUCCAGUAACGUGCCAAUUCUCAUCUCUUAUUCUCAACUGAUAUUAGAUGUGGAACGUGAUGUGAUCCAUUACAGUUAACUCAGUAGGCUUCUUUUAUUUGUCAGCAUUGAUUGUGAUCUCAAUGUGAAAGAGGUUUUUGCACACGGUUGAAACGAUGCAACGAGGCAAGGAAUUUUGCAAUGGCAAUACUGUGCCAUACCUUCUUCGGCUCCAGAAAAUGACAAACUCUUAUCAAUAUAACACUAAAUCAGCUUUGUUUUCAAUUCACACCUGUGUUGUUGAUUAUCUUGUCAGUUUUUCAAGAUUGCCUUUUGAUGUCUUUGUGUGUGUCCUUUUCAUUUUCUUUGAAUGAAUUAUGUCCUUGAUAUUUACUACAGAAAGAAUUCCAUGAACAGAUUUGUAAAGAUGUGCAUUCAUAAGAUAUUAAAGUACUCUGAUAUGAA
Engraulis encrasicolus (European anchovy) is the source of this 4467-nucleotide messenger RNA. RefSeq names its product solute carrier family 35 member F5-like. The record is from RefSeq and is a predicted model, not a curated record. The coding region runs from base 242 to 1663 and encodes 473 amino acids. The transcript has 14 exons. Gene Ontology annotation, cellular component: membrane. Lineage: Eukaryota; Metazoa; Chordata; Actinopteri; Clupeiformes; Engraulidae.